CACAAAUUCAGCCUUUGUGCUGUAUCAUCUCCUAUCUUCUUCUAUUCUUCUCUCACAUUUUCCUUCCCUUUUAUUUUCUUUUCAAAUUCUUUAGUUUUUUUUCACAUAAUUUUUCUAAAAAAGAGAUCUAGAAUCUUGAUUUUCCAGAUUUGAUUGGGAACUCUAUUACAUCAAUGGUGCUCGCUCGCAACACCACUAUGGUGAUUACGCUGGUGGUAACAACUACUACUCCGGUGUGGGACACAAUUUGGAUCUCUUCAUUCUUCUAUUUCUUCCCAAUUUGUUUACUAUGUAAUUUUAUUUGUGAUGCUUUGAAUUAAUCUUGUUGAUUCUUAGUCUUGUUUGAUGUUUGAGUGGAUCUGUUUCCAUUUCUCAAUUUCAGUUUUGAUUUCUAUUUCAGCAGUGAGAUUGUUUUGAUAUUUGGGUGUUUUUGGGUGAAACAAAUAUUUGGGUUUACUUUGAAUAUUUUGUGUAUUAACAGAGGGAGAGAAAUAACUUUUGCCGUCUUUUGGUAGCUAUUCAUAUUCAAGCAUUGUUGGGCUGCUUUGUUAGAAUGAGUAUUUUGCUUCCAAGUCUUUACAUUUUGUUGUGAUGAUGAUUUGGAAUUUGAACAUGUCGAACAUUUGUCUAUGAUGAUUUCUCUUGGUAUUUAAUUGACUCUGAUUGUUCUUGGUAUGCAAAUUUUGUUAAAUCCUUGCAAUUUGUUUGGAAAGUGACUGGGUUUUAGCUGUUGGGAAGUGCUUUCUUCAUGAAUUUUAGCUCACUGGUGGGUUUUCAUUGAAUCUUGGACACUUUGAAGAAUGAAAUUUUUUU
Molecule: messenger RNA, 813 nt
Organism: Rubroshorea leprosula
Lineage: Eukaryota; Viridiplantae; Streptophyta; Magnoliopsida; Malvales; Dipterocarpaceae
Source: the annotation of a GenBank genome assembly